This is a messenger RNA of Anolis sagrei ordinatus, 1138 nucleotides long. RefSeq names its product migration and invasion enhancer 1 (gene MIEN1). Gene Ontology annotation, cellular component: cytosol. The record is from RefSeq and is a predicted model, not a curated record. Lineage: Eukaryota; Metazoa; Chordata; Lepidosauria; Squamata; Anolidae. Gene Ontology annotation, biological process: positive regulation of filopodium assembly; negative regulation of apoptotic process.
GGCCGGAAAGCAACGCCGGAAAUGAUGUCACAGGAAGUUGCUUUCUGUGUCUCAAAGCUGCGGCAAGGCCUGAGUGAAGGCCAGCUGGACGGCGCAGGGAGGGGCUGAGGGAGGCUCCGGAAAAGCGCGCCAUGAGCGGAGGGUCGGGGGAGCCUCCUGCCGAGGCCCCGCCCGCGACCGAAGGGGGCGUCCGAAUCGUGGUGGAAUACUGCAAGCCAUGUGGCUUUGAAUCUGCCUAUCUAGAACUGGCUAACGCAGUCAAAGAAGAAUAUCCAGAUGUGGAGAUUGAUUCCCGACUUGGAGGAACAGGUGCAUUUGAAAUAGAAAUAAAUGGACAGCUUGUCUUUUCCAAACUUGAGAAUGGAGGAUUCCCUUAUGAAAAAGAUCUCAUUGAAGCUAUCCGCAAGGCUAUUAAUGGGGAGCCACUUGAGAAGAUCACCAAGAGCCGACCUCCGUGCGUCAUCCUUUAGUUUCUGUCUCCACAUCUUUCAGUCCUCUACAUACCCGACACCUAUAAUCCUGGCCAUUCUUGCCUCUACCUCUUGACUGCAGAUCCAUAUGCCUUGCUAGGUUUGAUGAAGGGGGAAGGGAGUUGCUGAAGUGAAAUAAACAUGAUGUGGAGUUGCCUGCACAUAAUACCUUAUAAUAAAUACCUGAGCCACUUUGGGGAAGGGGGAGCAUGAGGAUCUAGAGUGCUUGCUAAACAAGCUAGCUCAAUCAGCCUUUUUUCAAAAGGAAAAUAGUUUCAAAACAUGCCACCUCUCAUUGCUAAAGACCAGAAUGGAUUUUGUUUUGAUUACUGUUUUUGCCUGCAUCCGUAUGCACAAGAGUGAAGUAGCCCCACCAAUCUGAUCAGAAUUAGAUCCUCUUUAUUUCUUCUGACUUCUAUGAUUCAUUCAGAGAUCAGCUGUUUCCUUCCUCCCUUGCGUUUCACAUUCCUCUAAUUAGGAGCCAGUAUAAGCUAGUGUCUCAUCUUGCCCCCUCUAUAAAACCGGAAGUGCUUGUGCAGCGCUAAGAAGUCUAUAUGGACUGAUGCCACAGAAGAAGCCCCCAGCUUAGUCAUGAUCAUCGGUGUCCUUUUAGUUAGCGUUCCCACUUUUUUGCCCUUCAUGUGGGGUGUGAUAAAAGUUUAACAUAG